GUCGACGACAAGGCGGAGGAGCCCGGCCGGCAUGGAGGGGCGCGCGAGCUCACGUCGCGGCGUGCUGCUGUUCUUGCUCGUCGGCGUGGCUUCGGCCAAUCCUGACGGGCUACUACCAAACGGCAACUUCGAGCAAGGUCCAGACAAGUACCAGAUGAACGGGACCUGGGUGAUUGGCCGCAAAUCCAUACCCUGCUGGGAGAUCUCAGGGUUCGUGGAGUACAUCGUGUCCGGGCAGCAGCAGGACAACGGCAUGGUCGUGGCGGUGCCCGAGGGCGCACGGGCCGUGCGGCUGGGCAACGACGCGAGCAUCCGGCAGCGGCUUACAGGGAUGACCCGGGGCACGUCCUACUCCGUCACCUUCAGCGCGUCGCGCACCUGCGCCCAGGCCGAGCAGCUGAACGUGUCGGUCGCCCCGGAGUCCGGCGUCCUCCCCAUCCAGACCGUGUACACCAGCAGCGGGUGGGACUCCUACUCCUACGCCUUCAGGGCCAGGCACUCCGCCGCGUGGCUCGUCAUCCACAACCCCGGCGUCGAGGAGGACCCGGCGUGCGGCCCCGUCAUCGACUCCGUUGCCAUCAAGGCACUCCACCCUCCCAGUCGCACCGCCAAGGACAAUAUGCUGAAAAACGGAGACUUCGAGGAGGGCCCGUACGUGUUCCCGGACACCCCGUGGGGCGUGCUGGUGCCGCCGAUGGACGAGGACGACGUGUCCCCGCUGCCGGGGUGGACGGUCAUGUCCGACACCAAGGCCGUCAAGUACCUCGACGCGGCGCACUUCGCCGUGCCGCGCGGCUCGCGCGCCGUGGAGCUGGUGGCCGGCACGGAGGCCGCGCUGGUGCAGGAGGUGCGGACGACACCCGGGCGGUCCUACACGCUGUCCUUCUCCGCCGGGGACGCGGCCGACGGGUGCGCGGGCGCCCUGCGCGUGGACGCGUACGCGGCGCGGGGCAGGCUGCCGGUCUCGUACGAGUCCCGCGGCACGGGCGGGUUCGUGCGCAACGAGCUGGAGUUCGCCGCGGUGGCGAACCUCACCCGCGUCGUCUUCCAGAGCAUGGGCCACUACAUGAAGCCCGACGGGACGCUCUGCGGGCCGGUCGUCGACGAUGUCUCCCUAGUCGCCGUGCACAAACACGCUGCCCGCCGGUUGUUCAUGUAGUCCGUUUCCCCGCGUGCAGUGUCAGUACAACCAUGUACCAGCUUUGACCCGAGAAACUAACAAGCCCCGAACCACAGAACUUUUCAUUGUUC
Molecule: messenger RNA, 1251 nt
Organism: Zea mays
Lineage: Eukaryota; Viridiplantae; Streptophyta; Magnoliopsida; Poales; Poaceae
Exons: 3
Coding region: 32-1159 (375 amino acids)
Source: RefSeq, marked predicted